GUGCUCAGGAGGAGUGACACGUGCUGAAGAAGAAGAAGAAGAAGAAAAAAAAAGAAAAAGAAAAAAAAAAACCAAAAACAAAACAAAGAAACAAACAAAAAGAAAACAAAUAAAAUUACAAUAAAUAAAAUAAUAACGCGCACAUCCGGGAGUUUAAUUUUUAGUUUUUUAUUGUAAAUAUUUUUAAGAAGGAGUUUUGUUUUCUAAUUUUACUUGAACUGGGAAGAAUUUAACCCACUUCUUGGCAACCAUGGGAAGAGGAGAAGGACGAGAGCAGUAUGAGCUGGCUGCAACCUCAGAGCAGGGCGGCAAGAAGAAGGGGAAGGGGAAGAAAAAAGAGAAGGAUAUGGAUGAACUGAAGAAGGAAGUGGAUAUGGAUGAUCACAAACUGACGCUGGAUGAGCUCAAUCGCAAAUAUGGAACAGACCUCAGCAAUGGUUUGACUAGCGCAAAAGCUGCUGAGAUUCUGGCCCGCGAUGGGCCCAAUGCUCUUACUCCUCCUCCAACCACCCCUGAGUGGGUCAAAUUCUGCAAACAGAUGUUUGGUGGUUUCUCCAUGUUGCUGUGGACUGGUGCCAUCCUCUGUUUCCUGGCGUAUGGUAUUCAGGCUGCAAUGGAGGAUGAGCCGGCAAAUGAUAAUUUGUACCUAGGUGUUGUGCUCUCUGCUGUUGUCAUCAUCACUGGUUGCUUCUCCUACUAUCAAGAGGCCAAGAGCUCCAAAAUCAUGGAUUCUUUCAAGAACCUGGUCCCACAGCAAGCCCUGGUUGUCCGCGAUGGUGAGAAGAAGAGCAUUAACGCAGAGGAGGUGGUGGUUGGUGAUUUAGUGGAGGUGAAAGGUGGUGACAGGAUUCCCGCUGAUCUGAGAAUUAUCUCUGCCCAUGGCUGCAAGGUGGAUAAUUCCUCCCUAACCGGUGAAUCAGAGCCUCAGACUCGUACUCCCGACUUCUCCAAUGAGAACCCACUGGAAACCAGGAACAUUGCUUUCUUUUCCACAAACUGUGUUGAAGGAACUGCCCGUGGUAUUGUGAUCAGCACCGGAGACCGCACCGUAAUGGGUCGUAUUGCUACUCUAGCAUCUGGGCUUGAAGUUGGACGCACCCCCAUCUCCAUCGAAAUCGAACACUUCAUCCACAUCAUCACUGGCGUGGCAGUCUUCCUCGGUGUGUCCUUUUUCGUUCUGUCCCUCAUUCUUGGAUACAGCUGGCUGGAAGCCGUCAUCUUCCUCAUCGGUAUCAUUGUCGCCAACGUGCCAGAAGGUCUCCUGGCCACUGUCACUGUGUGUCUGACCCUGACUGCCAAGCGUAUGGCCAAGAAGAACUGCCUGGUGAAGAACUUGGAAGCUGUCGAGACCCUGGGCUCAACCUCCACCAUCUGUUCAGACAAAACUGGCACUCUUACCCAGAAUAGGAUGACUGUGGCCCACAUGUGGUUUGACAACCAGAUCCAUGAAGCUGAUACAACAGAGAACCAGAGCGGCACCUCCUUCGACAGGAGCUCGGCCACCUGGGCCGCUCUGGCCAGAAUCGCUGGACUCUGCAACCGUGCCGUCUUCUUGGCUGAGCAGGCCAAUGUUCCCAUCCUGAAGAGAGAUGUGGCCGGUGACGCCUCAGAGUCUGCUCUGCUUAAGUGUAUUGAGCUUUGCUGUGGAUCAGUCCAGGAAAUGAGAGGGAAAACCCCUAAGAUUGCUGAGAUCCCCUUCAACUCCACCAACAAGUACCAGCUUUCCAUUCACAAGAAUUCUGAGUCUGAUGAUGAAUCCAAGCACCUGCUGGUGAUGAAAGGAGCCCCAGAGAGGAUUUUGGACCGCUGCGCCACCAUCAUGAUGCAGGGAAAAGAGCAGCUUCUGGACGACGAGAUGAAAGAUGCUUUCCAGAACGCCUACCUAGAACUGGGAGGUCUCGGAGAGAGAGUGCUAGGUUUCUGCCAUUUCAACCUGCCUGAUGAUCAGUUCCCAGAAGGCUUUGCUUUUGACACUGAUGAGGUGAACUUCCCCACUGAGAACCUGUGCUUCAUCGGCCUCAUGUCCAUGAUCGACCCUCCUCGUGCUGCAGUACCCGAUGCUGUGGGCAAAUGCAGGAGUGCUGGAAUCAAGGUUAUCAUGGUGACAGGUGAUCAUCCAAUCACAGCUAAGGCCAUUGCUAAGGGUGUGGGUAUCAUCUCUGAAGGCAACGAGACUGUUGAAGACAUCGCUGCACGUUUGAAUAUUCCAAUCAAUGAAGUAAAUCCAAGAGAUGCCAAAGCCUGUGUCGUGCACGGCGGCAACCUGAAGGAUCUGACCCCAGAGCAGCUCGAUGACAUCUUAAAGUAUCACACUGAGAUUGUGUUUGCCCGAACCUCCCCGCAGCAGAAACUGAUCAUCGUGGAGGGCUGCCAGAGACAAGGUGCAAUCGUGGCCGUGACAGGUGACGGUGUGAACGACUCUCCUGCUCUAAAGAAAGCCGACAUCGGCGUUGCCAUGGGUAUUGCCGGAUCCGAUGUCUCCAAGCAGGCUGCUGACAUGAUCCUGCUGGACGACAACUUUGCCUCCAUCGUCACUGGAGUGGAAGAAGGUCGUCUGAUCUUUGAUAACCUGAAGAAGUCCAUCGCCUACACUCUGACUAGUAAUAUCCCUGAGAUCACGCCCUUCCUCUUCUUCAUCAUUGCCAGCAUUCCUCUGCCUCUCGGAACAGUCACCAUCCUCUGUAUUGACCUGGGAACUGACAUGGUGCCUGCCAUCUCUCUGGCUUAUGAAGCAGCUGAGAGCGACAUCAUGAAGCGACAGCCCCGAAACCCCAAAACAGAUAAACUAGUGAACGAGAGGCUCAUCAGUAUUGCAUAUGGACAAAUCGGAAUGAUCCAGGCGCUGGCAGGCUUCUUCACAUACUUUGUGAUCUUGGCUGAAAACGGCUUCCUGCCUUCCACCCUGGUUGGAAUCAGAGUGGACUGGGAUAAUAAAUAUCUUAAUGACCUGGAGGACAGUUAUGGACAGCAGUGGACUUACGAGCAGAGAAAGAUUGUGGAGUUCACCUGCCACACAGCAUUCUUCGUCAGCAUCGUCAUUGUGCAGUGGGCUGAUCUGAUCAUCUGCAAGACCAGGAGGAACUCUGUAUUCCAGCAGGGCAUGAAGAACAAGAUUCUGAUCUUUGGGUUGUUUGAAGAGACCGCCCUGGCUGCCUUCCUCUCCUACUGCCCAGGCAUGGACAUCGCUCUCAGAAUGUACCCUCUCAAGCCCAACUGGUGGUUCUGCGCCUUCCCAUACUCCCUGCUUAUCUUUAUCUAUGAUGAAAUCCGUAAACUGAUCCUCAGACGCAGCCCAGGAGGCUGGGUGGAACGGGAAACUUAUUAUUAAAGACCCGUCAGUCCAAUCAGUUCGCAUCUUCUCCUCCACUCCCAUCUUUGCAUGAAUAUUGUCUUGCUGCUCGGAAUAAAAAUUUUAACCUCUGUGAAAAUAAAUUGGAACGUGUUUUUAUAUUAGGGAAUGCUUGAUACUACUAUUAGAAAAAUACUGAGAUGGAACGUGCUGAUGAUGUUGAUAAAUGAUAAUGCUAGUAAUGACAUGAACACUGAACAUUGACAUGACUAUGCGUGCCUUGUUUAUGAAACAGGACCAAUUUUAUACAUGUUUUUAACAGUUAUAAACGUUCAAUAAAAAUGCGCUCGAGUCAGGUCCCA
Molecule: messenger RNA, 3651 nt
Organism: Melanotaenia boesemani (Boeseman's rainbowfish)
Lineage: Eukaryota; Metazoa; Chordata; Actinopteri; Atheriniformes; Melanotaeniidae
Product: sodium/potassium-transporting ATPase subunit alpha-1
Exons: 23
Coding region: 251-3328 (1025 amino acids)
Biological process (GO): proton transmembrane transport; sodium ion export across plasma membrane; potassium ion import across plasma membrane
Cellular component (GO): membrane
Molecular function (GO): ATP hydrolysis activity; P-type sodium:potassium-exchanging transporter activity; ATP binding
Source: RefSeq, a predicted model, not a curated record